CCGCCUCGUUCGGCAACAUUUUCUUUGUCUGUCCCUUUCAGUUUUCUCACUAAGCACGGCUCUCUAAGUUAUUUCCGAUUUUGCCCUUGCUCCUCUUCACUAAUCCAGUCGGCGCUCACUCUCUAAUCUAAACCCUAGCCAAAACCCCCAUCCCAUCAAUGGCUUCCCAAUCUCUUCACUACCAUUUCACCUCCCUCCACCUCCACAACCAACAACCGCGCAAGACCCCGACGAACCCUUCCCCACGCCCCUUCACCAUCGCCGCCUUGAAGAACCGGCCCCUCCCUGGCCGCAAGCUCCGCGCUGCGGUCAUCGGCGGUGGACCCGCCGGAUCCUCCGCCGCCGAGUCCUUGUCCUCCGGCGGCGUGGAGACCUUCCUCUUCGAGCGCAGCCCCUCCGCCGCCAAGCCUUGCGGUGGUGCCAUCCCCCUCUGCAUGCUCGACGAGUUCGACCUCCCGUCCAGUCUCGUCGACCGCCGCGUCACCGAGAUGAAGAUUAUCUCGCCGUCGAACCUCACCGUCGACUUCGGCAAGACCCUGAGGCCGCACGAGUUCAUCGCCAUGCUCCGCCGCGAGGUCCUCGACUCCUUCCUCCGCGCGCGUGCGGAGUCCCGUGGCGCGGAGCUCAUCACCGGCCUCGUGACGGAUCUGGAACUCCCUCGCUCCUCUGCCUCGCCGUACGUCGUACACUACACGAGCGGCGGCUCGAAACGGAGCCUCGCCGUCGACGUCGUGGUGGGGGCCGACGGCGCCAACAGCCGCGUCGCAAAGUCCAUCGGCGCCGGACACUACUCGUAUGCCAUCGCGUUCCAGGAGAGGAUCAGGCUCCCGGACGAGAAAAUGAAAUACUACGAGAACCUGGCCGAGAUGUAUUUGGGAGACGACGUGUCGCCGGACUUCUACGCCUGGGUCUUCCCGAAGUGCGACCACGUGGCGGUCGGGACCGGCACGGUCCGGUCCAAGCGCGAGAUCAGGGCCUACCAGAGGGGGAUCAGGGAGCGAGUGAGGCCGAAGAUCGAGGGCGGAGAGGUCAUCAAGGUGGAGGCCCACCCGAUCCCGGAGCACCCGCGGCCGGUCCGGGUCAGGGGACGGGUGGCGCUCGUCGGAGACGCGGCGGGCUACGUGACGAAGUGCUCCGGCGAGGGGAUCUACUUCGCGGCGAAAUCGGGGAGGAUGUGCGGGGAAGGUAUCGUGAGGGCGUCGGAAGGAGGGGCGAGAAUGGUGGGCGAGGAGGACUUGAGGAGAGAGUACUUGAGAGAGUGGGACGACAGGUACGUGGCCACGUAUCGGGUGCUGGAUCUGCUGGAGAAGGUGUUCUACGGGAGCAACUGGGGGAGGGAGGCGAUGGUGGAGCUGUGCGGGGGCGAGUACGUGCAGAGAGUGUCGCUGGAGAGCUACAUGUACAAGAGGUUGGUGGAGGGCGACCGGUGGGAGGACGUGAAGAUGGCGGCGAACACGGCGGCGACCUUGGUCAGGUGCAAGAUAAUGGGCCGCGAAAUGCGGCGUCUGAAGGCGGCCGCGUAGUCGGAAGGAGGAGGAGAUGGUGUUUCAUCUCUUCUUUUAGUUCACUGGUUCCUAACAACUUCGGAAAUUAGUUUGGGCAAAAAAUGUGGGGAAGUUGAGAAGAUCAAUGGAAGUGACCAAGGUCUUAAAGUUAACAUGCGGCUGAAAAAAUGUUCUUUUACUGUUUUAUCCCUUCGA
Rhodamnia argentea is the source of this 1700-nucleotide messenger RNA. Its product is annotated as geranylgeranyl diphosphate reductase, chloroplastic-like. Gene Ontology annotation, cellular component: chloroplast thylakoid membrane. The transcript is spliced from 2 exons. Lineage: Eukaryota; Viridiplantae; Streptophyta; Magnoliopsida; Myrtales; Myrtaceae. Gene Ontology annotation, molecular function: oxidoreductase activity, acting on the CH-CH group of donors, NAD or NADP as acceptor; FAD binding. Bases 159 to 1523 code for a protein of 454 amino acids. Gene Ontology annotation, biological process: photosynthesis; chlorophyll biosynthetic process. The record is from RefSeq and is a predicted model, not a curated record.